CCAAGAAUAAUAGCUUCAGCGUCUGUUGCGUUUCAGUCACUUCCGGGGCGGAUCGGAAGUUGCUUUGUUUUGCUUCAAGAUGGCUGCGGGGAUGUAUUUGGAACAUUAUCUGGACAGUAUUGAAAACCUCCCCUUUGAACUGCAGAGAAACUUUCAGCUCAUGAGGGACCUGGACCAAAGAACAGAGGACCUGAAGGCUGAAAUUGACAAGUUGGCCACUGAGUAUAUGAGUAGCGCCCGCAACCUGAGCUCCGAGGAAAAAUUGGCCCUUCUCAAACAGAUCCAGGAAGCCUAUGGCAAGUGCAAGGAAUUUGGUGAUGACAAGGUGCAGCUUGCCAUGCAGACCUAUGAGAUGGUGGACAAACACAUUCGGCGGCUGGACACAGACCUGGCCCGUUUUGAGGCUGAUUUGAAGGAGAAACAAAUUGAGUCAAGUGACUAUGACAGCUCUUCCAGCAAAGGCAAAAAGAAAGGCCGGACUCAGAAGGAGAAAAAAGCUGCCCGUGCUCGCUCCAAAGGGAAAAACUCAGAUGAAGAAGCCCCCAAGGCUGCUCAGAAGAAGUUAAAACUUGUGCGCACAAGUCCUGAGUAUGGGAUGCCCUCAGUGACCUUUGGCAGUGUCCACCCCUCUGAUGUGUUGGAUAUGCCUGUGGAUCCCAACGAACCCACCUAUUGCCUUUGUCACCAGGUCUCCUAUGGAGAAAUGAUUGGCUGUGACAACCCUGACUGCUCCAUCGAGUGGUUCCACUUUGCCUGUGUGGGGCUGACAACCAAGCCUCGGGGGAAAUGGUUUUGCCCACGCUGCUCCCAAGAACGGAAGAAGAAAUAGAUAAGGGCCUCGGAUUCUAACACAGUUUCUUCCACAUCUCCUGACCUGGGCUAGUGCAGAGAGGAAAGCCGGUGCUGGGGCCAGGGGUUCCAGGGAGAAGUGAAUGGUGCAGUGUUGUCAUCCCUUCUCCUGCCUUGUCUCCACUCCUGGUGCUGAGGCUGCACCCAAAUCCCGUAGGGAGGGGUGCUGCAGCCACUAAGGGUAGUGCUCUCAUUCGGCCCACCCCCUUCAGAAGGAAGUGGUCUUACCCACUGUCCUUUUGCCUCCAUGCUGAGGUUGGUGCUGUAUUUCCAAGGGAGGGUCCUCUUCAUUCCCCUUGCUUUGUAUUUAAGGACUGGGGCAGUAGCAUGGGGGCGCUCCCCCAACCCUCCUAAUUCCCUCCACCCUGUGGUGGGGCUAUGGUGUAAUAAACUUUCAUUGUUCUAUUCCUGCUUUUUCCAUGGAGGGGGCUCCCCUUCCUCUGUGCCAAGAGGAUUCGUCCUGGCCUUGUGAAUGGGAGAGGUCAAGGUGGAACGCAGAUAAGCCACGUGUAAAAGAACUUGGGUAGGUGAAUAAAAGCUAUA
Messenger RNA from Phyllostomus hastatus (greater spear-nosed bat), 1392 nucleotides. It is a transcript of the gene ING4, whose product is annotated as inhibitor of growth family member 4. Bases 80 to 829 code for a protein of 249 amino acids. Gene Ontology annotation, biological process: regulation of DNA-templated transcription; positive regulation of apoptotic process. Gene Ontology annotation, cellular component: nucleus. The record is from RefSeq and is a predicted model, not a curated record. NCBI's taxonomy places the organism in Eukaryota, Metazoa, Chordata, Mammalia, Chiroptera, Phyllostomidae. The transcript is spliced from 8 exons.